AUGGGGCUGCCGCGCUGGCUGCCUCUGCUGGCGCUGCUGGUGGCGCUGCCGCGGGCAGGGCCGCGGGCCCAGGAGCCCAUCAGGGUGUUCGUGGUGCCGCACAGCCACAUGGACGUGGGCUGGCUCUACACGGUGCAGGAGAGCAUGCGGGUCUACGCGGCCAGCGUGUACACGACGGUGGUGCGGGAGCUGGCGCUGGGGGAGCACCGGCGCUUCAUCGCCGUGGAGCAGGAGUACUUCCGGCUGUGGUGGGACCGGACCGCCUCCCGGGCGCAGAAGCUGCAGGUCCGCGAGCUGCUGGCCCAGGGGCGCCUGGAGUUUGUGAGCGGAGGCCAGGUCAUGCCCGACGAGGCCGUGACGCACUUCGACGACCAGAUCCUGCAGCUCACAGAAGGACACGGCUUCCUGUACGAGACCUUCGGGAUCCGGCCGCGGGUCUCCUGGCAGGUGGAUGCGUUCGGCGCCUCUGCCACCACGCCCACCCUGUUCGCCCUGGCGGGGUUCAAUGCCCAUGUCAUCUCCCGGAUCGACUACGAGGUCAAGAAUGCCAUGGCAAACACCAAGGAGAUGCAGUUCGUGUGGCGCGGGUCCCGGUCGCUGGCGGAGCAGCAGCAGAUCUUCACGCACGUCCUGGACAGUAGCUACUGCAUGGAGGGGUAUUCCUGGGAAGGCGUGGCCCCGCUCCCAGCACGCCUCCAGGAUGUGGCGUCCGUGAACCCCAGCGACCCCCCCAUCACCACGUGCAACAUCGAAACGUACCUGGAGAGCUUUACGGGCGUCACGGCGGAGUACGCCACCCUGAGCUCCUACCUCCGCGCCGUGCACGCCCACAACGCCACCUGGCACGUCCGCGGCCACCAGGACUUCCUGCCCUACACCUCAGAGGAGCUGCAGGUGUGGACGGGCUUCUACGCCUCCCGCAGCGGGCUCAAGGGGCUGGCGCGGCGGGCCAGCGCGCUGCUGCACGCGGGCGAGUCCAUGUUCACGCGCUGCCUGUGGCCGCGCCCCCCGCGCCGCCUGGACCCCGGCUGGGCCCUGAGGCAGCUCCGGAAGCUCCGCUGGGCCGUCUCCGAGGUGCAGCACCACGACGGCAUCACGGGGACGCAGGCCGCGCAGGUGCGGGACAUGUCCGUGGAGCACCUGAGCGCGGGGAUGCAGGCCGUGCUCCGGCUGACGGCCGCCAUCGUCCUGGACCGGCCCCCGGACGCCCCAGGCUCCGAGCCCGAGGGACACCUGGCCGCGGUCUACAACCCCCUGGCCUGGCCGGUCACCGCUCUGAUCACACUGACCGUGAGCUUCCCCCACGUCAACGUCACCGACGAGUCAGGCCGGCCGGCCGAGGCCCAGGUCCAGAGAUCAAAGAAGAUCCUGGAUAAAUAUGACUUGUAUGUGCUGACCACAAUCCAGGGCCUCAGCUACCGGUACUACAGUAUCAGGCCGGCCGAGCAGGCCCCGGAUGGCAAACAGGCAUCAGGUGCCUCCAUGACAGUCACCUCCAAGCUUGGCCUCAAGCCGAGACGACCACGCAGCAGGCCCAGGGGCCAGAACCUGGUGUCCGUGUCGAACGACUGCUACACCGUCUUCCUGGACCGGGACACCAACCUGCUGCACAGCAUCUGGGAGAGAUGGAGCAACCGGACGGUGAGCGUGACGCAGGAGUUCCUGGAGUACACGGCCAGCGGCACCCUGAGUGACGGCCCCGUCUCCGACAACUACAUGUUUCUGCCGAAGGGGCCCGCGGGCCCGGCGUGGGAGGCGGUGAGCGUGGAGAUCGCGCGCGGGCGCCUCCUGACGGAGAUCCGGCAGCACUUCUACAGGACGCCGGGCGCCAAGGAGCCCACCUACGCCAUCUACUCCCGCCUGGCCCACGUGCCGCCCGCCCAGGAGCUGCUCUGCGGCCGCCUGGAGCAGGAGCUGCGUGUGGGGCCUCUGGGGGUGAACCGCGAGGCCAUCCUGCGGACCAGCACCGGCCUGCAGAGCCUGCAGGUCCUGCACUCGGACAGCAACGCCUUCCAGAUGCAGCGGAGGCCCUACCGGCACUACCAGGGCCACGCCAUCUCCCGGAAUUACUACCCCAUGGUGCAGUCGGCCUACAUCGAGGACAGCAGGAGCAGGCUGGUGCUGCUCUCCGGGCAGGCGCACGGCGUCUCCAGCCAGGGGAACGGAGAGGUGGAGGUGCUGCUCCACCGGCGCCUGUGGAACGAGCUGGAGUUGACCCAGUACUUCAACGUCUCCCUGAAAGAGCCCUCGGUCACCCGCCCCGUGUUCUGGCUCCUGCUGGGCCCCCCGGCCGUGACCACCCGCCUGCGCCCGAGGGCAGGGCUGGCGCUGCAGCACAGGCCCGUGGUGGUGCGGGGGAGGCUGACCGAGGCUGACUCCCUGAGCGCCCGCCAGCAAGAGGCUGUGACGCUGCCCCCGAGUCUCCACCUGCAGACCCUGAGCAUCCCCGGCUGGAACUACAGCUCAGACCACGCCGAGCACCUGCAGGACCUCGGGAAAGGCUUCCCCAGGAAGGCCACGGCCGACCUCCGCCGUGUCCUGCUGCGGCUGCACCACCUGUACGAGACCGGGGAGGACCAGGUGCUGUCGCAGCCGGUGACCGUGGACCUGAAGUCCGUGCUGCGGGGGCUGGGCUCGCUGGUGGCCGUGGAGGAGCGCUCGCUCACGGGGACCUGGAGUGCAGACUCGCUGCAGCGCUGGAGCUGGAGGACGCGCACCCCAGGCGGCGCCCGGCCCAGAGCCCCGCGAGGCCCCGUCGUCACCAUCGGCCCCAAGGAGAUCCGGACCUUCUUCGCCCACUUCCAGCCGCACUGA
Molecule: messenger RNA, 2814 nt
Organism: Pipistrellus nathusii (Nathusius's pipistrelle)
Lineage: Eukaryota; Metazoa; Chordata; Mammalia; Chiroptera; Vespertilionidae
Source: the annotation of a GenBank genome assembly